AUGGUUUACACAUUGCCUGGAGUCAGGUUUCCGGCUGUUCCGACGUCUGUGAAUAAGUCGAUUGCAUCAUCGUCAACUUUUCAAUUCGAUCGGAACGUCAAUAAUUUCUGUUCAUUCUCGAGGAACGGUCCCCCGGCUUCACGGAAGAUUGUUGCUGCAAGGUCAGCUUAUGAUUCUGAAUCCCCAUCUUCCACAGUUGCCGCAUCCGAAAAGAUUCUAGUUCCAGGUGGCAAGAUUGAUGAACCUUUAUCCUCGGCUGAAAAGUUGGAGGAUGUUCAGACUGAUUUAGAAGAUCCUCAAGUUCCAGGCAGCACUGUUGAUGACACUUCAUCGUCAAUGGUUGAGCAAUUUGAUGCUUUCCAGGAUGCUACAGAGGACCUUCAAGCAUCUGGUGGAAGUGUGUUGGAACAUGGUGAUACUAGUGGCGAAGAGGAAGUUGAAGCUACAUCUAAAGUAUUAGAAGAGAUCAUUAGUAAAGAAUCUGAACAAGUAAAGAAAAGAACCAUUCCUCCUCCUGGAAUAGGGCAGAGGAUUUAUGAAAUAGAUCCUCUUUUAAGAGAUUUCAGUGGCCAUCUUGACUACAGGUAUGGACAAUACAAGAAAUUGCGCGAGGCAAUAGAUAAAUACGAAGGGGGUUUAGAAGCAUUUUCCCGGGGCUAUGAAAAAUUUGGUUUCACUCGCAGUGAAACAGGUAUUACAUAUCGGGAGUGGGCUCCUGGUGCCAAGUGGGCAACGCUUAUUGGAGAUUUUAACAACUGGAACCCUAAUGCUGACGUCAUGACUCGGAAUGAAUUUGGCAUUUGGGAGGUCUUUUUGCCUAACAAUGCAGAUGGCUCUCCAGCAAUCCCACAUGGCUCUCGAGUAAAGAUACGCAUGGAUACUCCAUCUGGAUUAAAGGACUCUAUUCCUGCUUGGAUCAAGUUUGCUGUACAGGCUCCUGGUCAAAUUCCUUAUGAUGGGAUAUAUUAUGAUCCCCCUGAAGAGGAGAAAUAUGUAUUCAAACACCCACGGCCAGAAAGACCAAAGUCACUCAGGAUAUAUGAGGCUCACGUUGGAAUGAGUAGUCCGGAGCCUUUAAUUAAUACAUAUGCCAAUUUUCGUGAUGAAGUACUCCCUCGCAUCAAGAGGCUCGGCUAUAAUGCUGUUCAGAUCAUGGCAAUCCAAGAGCAUUCAUACUAUGCUAGUUUCGGUUACCAUGUCACAAAUUUCUUUGCACCAAGCAGCCGUUUUGGAACUCCGGAUGACCUUAAAUCGUUGAUAGAUAGAGCUCAUGAACUUGGUAUAGUUGUCCUCAUGGAUAUUGUGCACAGUCAUGCAUCAAACAAUACUUUGGACGGGCUAAACAUGUUUGAUGGUACUGAUAGCUGUUAUUUUCACUCUGGCGCUCGGGGUUAUCACUGGAUGUGGGAUUCUCGCCUCUUUAACUAUGGGCAGUGGGAAGUACUAAGAUAUCUUCUCUCAAAUACGAGAUGGUGGCUGGAUGAAUACAAGUUUGAUGGCUUCAGAUAUGAUGGUGUAACUUCAAUGAUGUACACCCAUCAUGGUUUGCAGGUUGCAUUUACUGGGAACUAUAAUGAGUACUUUGGGUAUUCAACUGAUGUUGAUGCAGUUGUUUAUUUGAUGCUAGCAAAUGAUGUCAUCCAUGGGCUCUUCCCUGAUGCUAUCUCUGUUGGUGAAGAUGUUAGCGGCAUGCCUACAUUCUGUAUCCCUGUUCAAGAUGGUGGGGUUGGAUUUGAUUAUCGGCUCCAUAUGGCAGUUGCUGAUAAGUGGAUUGAGUUGCUGAAGAAAAGAGAUGAGGAUUGGCAAAUGGGUGAUAUCGUCCACACAUUGACAAAUAGAAGGUGGUCGGAGAAGUGUGUUGUUUAUGCUGAAAGUCAUGACCAGGCUCUUGUGGGUGAUAAGACGAUAGCAUUCUGGUUGAUGGAUAAGGAUAUGUAUGAUUUCAUGGCGUUGGAUAGACCAUCAACUCCUCUAAUAGAUCGUGGAAUAGCGCUACACAAAAUGAUCAGGCUAAUUACUAUGGGAUUAGGUGGAGAAGGUUAUUUGAAUUUCAUGGGAAAUGAAUUUGGGCAUCCAGAGUGGAUAGACUUUCCAAGAUGUGAUCAGCAUCUUCCUGAUGGUAGAAUCAUCCCCGGAAAUAACAAUAGCUUUGAUAAAUGUCGAAGAAGGUUUGAUCUGGGGGAUGCAGAUUAUUUGAGAUAUCGUGGAAUGCAAGAAUUUGACCAAGCAAUGCAAUAUCUGGAAGAAAUUUAUGGUUUCAUGACUUCAGGGCACCAGUAUAUAUCAAGGAAGCACGAAGUAGAUAGGGUAAUUGUGUUUGAAAGAGGAGAUUUAGUGUUUGUUUUUAACUUCCAUUGGACAAACAGUUAUUCAGACUACCAGAUAGGUUGCCUCAAACCUGGGAAAUACAAGGUAGUAUUGGAUUCAGAUGAUCCACUUUUCGGAGGUUUCAGUCGAAUUGAUCACAGUGCAGAGUUCUUCACUUUUGAAGGAUGGUUUGAUGGUCGUCCUAAUUCAUUUUUGGUUUAUGCACCUGCCCGGACAGCAGUUGUUUAUGCUCUGGCUAAUGACAAAGUAGAUCCUGUUGAAGAAUGA
Messenger RNA from Oldenlandia corymbosa var. corymbosa, 2595 nucleotides. Lineage: Eukaryota; Viridiplantae; Streptophyta; Magnoliopsida; Gentianales; Rubiaceae. The record is from the annotation of a GenBank genome assembly.